This is a messenger RNA of Owenia fusiformis, 1660 nucleotides long. Lineage: Eukaryota; Metazoa; Annelida; Polychaeta; Sabellida; Oweniidae. The record is from the annotation of a GenBank genome assembly.
AACAAUACUUCAACAGUACAAAACAGUCUGUUGAAGGAAUCGUGCACAGAAAUAGUUCAGGACAAGACUGUUGCAGAAGUAGUUCAUGAUAAGACAAUUGCAGAAGUUUAGAACAAGACUGUACAGCAAGAGUAACUCGUAACAAGACUGUUGCAGUAGUUCAUGACAAGACUGUUGCAGGAGUAAUUCAUGACAAGACUGUUGCAGACGUUCAUGACAAGACUGUUGCAAAAUGUCUGAAAAAACAGUAGAGGGGACUACCUCAAAUGGGGUACAGCUUGAACUGAUGAAGGAUGCUAGUAAAGUACCUACUUAUAAUGGGGAGGAUGCCAUAAAGGCUUCUGAAAUGAACAGCUCUAAUUCCGAGCCUGUGGCUAAUAUGGAUACAUCAGGACUCGUUGAUGAGGAUGCAUCUAACGAUCCACAUAAAGAUGUAGAGACUAGCAACAUUCCCAUGGCAACGUUUAACAUUAUCAACUCUAUUAUUGGAUCGGGACUUAUUGGCAUUCCAUAUGCUGUCCUACAAUCAGGCAUCGGCCUUGGGGCUUUCCUCCUUGUGUUUGUAGGUGUAAUCACAGAUUAUUCCCUUAGUUUACUGAUUGAAGGUGGAAUUAUUAUGAAAACUAGGAGUUACCAGGGUUUAGCAAAGGAGACCUUUGGAAACAUAGGAUAUGGCGUCGUCUCUGCCACUCAGUUUUCUCAGCCUUUCUUCUCAAUGGUAGCCUACAACGUCAUCAUAGGGGAUACAAUUACAAAGCUUGUCAAGAGGGCAGGAGGAGAAGCAAUCAAGAACUCUGUGCUGACUAACCGACAUUUCAUAGUUUUCCUGGCUACUCUGUUUGUGACGCUACCUCUUUCCCUUUACAAGAACAUAGCAGCUCUAAGCAAGUGGGGUCUUGCCUCUAUAGUGUUAAUCUCUUCACUGAUAGUCUUCAUCAUUAUUAAGCUGGCCCUUAUGGGAAAUAGCAUACCAGAUGUUGAGGGUGACUGGGACUUUGGUAAAGGGUCCUUUGUUGUAGCGAUUACUAUAAUGUCACAUGCUUACAUAUGCCAUCACAAUGCAUUUCUUGUCUAUGAGUCGCUGUCUGAGAGAACACUUAACACUUGGAACAAAGUGACACAUCUUAGCUGUUUAUACUCUGCCUUAUGUUUGAUUCUAACAGGAAUCUGUGGUUAUUCAACAUUCAAAGGAUAUACACAAGGUGAUUUACUUGAGAACUAUUGCUACAAAGAUGACUUCGCAAAUGUUUUCCGUGUUGUCUUCACAGUUAUAGUUGCCUUGACAUAUCCAAUAGAAUGCUUUGUCACAAGAGAGGUGAUUGAAAAUGUCUUCUUUUCUAAGUACAAGGAGUCUACAAUACGACAUGCUAUUUUGACAAUAGUACUAGUUGGAGUUGCAUUCGCUGCUGCUACAAUAACAGACUGUUUACAUAUAGUGCUCUCUAUAAAUGGAUCUAUAUCUGCCGUGCCUUUGAUUUUUAUCUUUCCUGCACUGUUUUACAUGAAAGUCCGUGAAGAAAAGCUACUCCAUUGGAAGAACAUCCUCCCCCUGUUUCUCAUAUUACUUGGAAUAUUUCUGUCUAUUGGUGGAAUCUUCUUCAGUAUACAGUCAAUAUUAUCAGGAGACACAUGCAGCCAUGGGGAGGAACUCUGGUAUUGU